AUGAUGCCGACCCUGGGGAAGCGCGAGUCUCCACCGCCGGCGCAGCGCCUCUCCGUGGGGGCUCCACCGCCCGGGAGGCUAACGGGUUCAGCCCGCUCCUCGCCCCCACCUCCUACUGCGGUCGUCUCGUCGGGAGGGGAGCUCAGGCGCCUUCUUCCUGGUGCCGCGGACCCGGGCUGGAAGCUCCGGGCCUGGGGGGAGGGGGCGAGGGUGCCCGGUGCUGGCCGCUGUUGCCUCUUGGCCCCCUCCCCGGAGUGGCUGGUGCGUGGAAGCUCGAAGGGGGCUGUCUCUUCCUCUCCCCUGGGGGCCCCCUACGAGCUGCGUCCUCUCCCCGACGGGCUCCCUGGGGCGAGGGCUAGAGGAUUCAGUGCCACCCGGUGCCCGGGUCCAAUCUUGCUGAAGCCGCUGCUUCCCAGAAGGGCCGGGGGAGGGGGUGGCAGCCGAGAGAGGACCUUCUCCCCUGCGCAGCGUCGGCCGUUCCGCUGGCGGCGGCUGGGUUUGCACGCCGGAGGGAGCCGCCGCGGCCGCCGCUUCCAGGACGCACUAGAGGAGAGGAGGGCACGCACGCAGGCUCCCGCCGCCCCCAGGCCUGGCCGGCGCCCGGGCCGCCGCGGCUGGAGGCGCUCACGUUGGCUGCAGGGCGCUCGCGCGGCGCCUCGGCCUGGGUCGCAUCCCUUCCCGCUCGUGCUUGCGCUCGCCCGGAAUGUGGGGUUGUGAUUGUUACUCUACGUUCCGGAGGCGCGUCUCGGCGCUCCUGCUCCGGCUGCGGCUCGCGCUGUCCCCGGCUUGGCCGCGCGGGAUGCCGCCCGGGCGGAGCGCUGACGUCACCGCCAUGCUCUGCACCAGUUCACCCCCACCCCCCUUACACUUCCUCUGUCUGUGGAGCCCACUUGUUGCUCGGGAAAGGCGCAUGCGUGGCAGGACGCCCAGAUUCCUCCCAGCCGGCCCCUCCUCCGCGCCUCCGCCCUCCCCUCCCCCCUCGCCGUGUGUGUACAACAGCUGAGGCCGGGCGAGCUAAUGCUGGAAGUCCGGGGCUGGGGAUGGAAAUUAAACAGACGAUGACCUUUCCUUUCCCUGCCCGGCUUUCCCAAGUAAAAACGUAUUUAAGAACCACAAGCGUCGUUUCCGAUCCCCGCUCCCCACCACACCC
This is a messenger RNA of Lemur catta (Ring-tailed lemur), 1150 nucleotides long. RefSeq names its product translation initiation factor IF-2. Lineage: Eukaryota; Metazoa; Chordata; Mammalia; Primates; Lemuridae. The transcript is spliced from 2 exons. Bases 1 to 717 code for a protein of 238 amino acids. The record is from RefSeq and is a predicted model, not a curated record.